GGAGCCUCCUCUGCAUUAUGCAUUCAUUGAUAAAUCAUUAUUCAGUUUGGUAUUAUUUGGCAAUGAUACUCUCCAGCCUAAGCUUAGCCCACAUAUGCACCAACUUCUUCUUAUGAAAAGCAAUCGAACCACAUAACCAAAGCUUUGAACAAUAUUAUCCAAAAGAGAGUCCCAUUAAUCAUUGAGAUGCCAUACGUUAUAGCUCCCCUGGCUUCUUGAGAAGUUCCAUCUCUCUGCACUCUGCAGCUCCUCCAACAUGAAGAUUCACAUCUCUAACAUCGAGCUUCCCCGAGGCAAGCUUGCUCCCCAAAAGAGGGCCAUAAUGCUCGCCCCGACUCUAGUUGUGCUCGUGCUCAUCCCUCUCUAUCUCUUCAUCGACUCUUCUAUUCCGCUUCAGCCUCCGAGUAAGGUAGGCCUCUACAAGGGAUUGUGGAGCAACUUUCGGCUGGAGAAGCCAUGCGACGUGUUCCGAGGGGAGUGGGUCCUGUACCCCAACGCGACGUACUACACGAAUGAGACCUGCCCGCUGAUCAUCGACCAGCAGAACUGUCUGAAGUUUGGGAGACCUGACACUGAGUACUUGAAGUGGAAGUGGAAGCCCGAGGGGUGUGAGUUGCCUCGCUUCGAUGCAGUUGAGUUCUUGGAGAUUGCCAAAGGGAAGUCGGUGGCAUUCGUUGGAGAUUCUGUCGGGAGGAACCAGAUGCAGUCACUUCUAUGCCUCCUGGCUAGUGUUUCUCAUCCGGAGGACAUAACUUCAAGGUACACAUCAGAUACGAUCAACUUCAGGAGGUGGUUCUUCCCUGAGUUUAAUUUCACCUUGGCAUCGUUCUGGGCCCCGUUCUUGGUCAAGGCCGUAGACUCGGACAGCAACGGUCACACCUACACGAGCAUCAUGAGCCUCCACUUGGACGAGCCUGAGGAGGCCUGGGCCCGGGAGGUAGAAAACUUUGACUAUGUGAUCAUCUCAGCAGGACAGUGGUUCUAUCGGCCGAUGAUCUUCUACGAGAAGGGUCAGCUGGUGGGCUGCAGCUCCUGCGGGCUAAAGAACGUGACGGAAAUCCCGAGAUUUUACGGGUACGGGAUGGCCUUCAGGACGAGUUUUAGGAUCCUCCUGGACCUCAAGGGGUACAAGGGUGUCACGUUUUUACGGACGUUCUCACCUGGACACUUUGAGAAUGGGCCAUGGAACGACGGAGGGAACUGCAUUAGGACGAGACCAUUUGGGAAGGAGGAGGUGAGAUUGAUGGGGUACGAUUUGGAAUUCUACAAGACUCAAGUGGAAGAAUACAGGGCUGCAGAGAGGGAAAGCAGGAGUAAAAGGCGGCUGAAGUUUAAAUUGUUGGACACGACUGAAGCUAGUCUGAUGCGACCUGAUGGGCACCCGAACACUUACGGGCACUCACCACAUAAGAACUCAACCUUUAAUGACUGCGUCCACUGGUGCGUGCCCGGUCCCAUUGACACAUGGAAUGAGUUCUUAAUCCAUUUGAUGAAACCCGAAAUUCCAAGGUUUUCAUUCUGGAAGCUGCGGAGGGGAGCCUAGCUAGCAGAAAUGAUCCAUAAGCAGGCAAUUCCGGAUCUGCGUUACAAUCACUUAUUAUAGUGCCCUCCUUGUGGUACUUUGGGGUAACAAAGUUUACUCUAAUUGUAUAGAACAACUAGCUCCAAGGGCCAAUUUUCAUAUGCUUUUUUUUUCCUUUUCUUUUCCCUUACCUCAUAAUUUUAUUUUUGUUGUUUGGAGUGAUCAUUUCUGAAUACUAAAUCUGGUUGUAAAUAAACCGUACCUACUGAUCUCUUGUAUUGAAGAUUUUUGUGCUCGGGA
Messenger RNA from Punica granatum (pomegranate), 1822 nucleotides. The record is from RefSeq and is a predicted model, not a curated record. Lineage: Eukaryota; Viridiplantae; Streptophyta; Magnoliopsida; Myrtales; Lythraceae.